GCAAGCACUGGCCGCCAGAAGGCAGCUGUGGACGAAUAUCAAAGAUUCAAAAGUAACAUUAACCUUACAUGUGGCCGUUGAGGGUAGAAAUAUUAUCGUUGGCGUAGCACUUAGUGCUCCUUUAUUUUGUAAUUUGGGAACUUAAUACUUGAAUCAGAAAAAAUGGCGAAAUCACACUCUGCUAGUAAGGCUCCGCGGAAGGAGGGAUUCAACAGAUCGGGGCAUAGUAUGAAUCCUGAAAGAUCGACUGAAGGGCUUAAAGGCGUAGCGAAGCCUCGAACGAAGGCGACAAUUAAAAGGCUGCAGAUGUAUCGUAAUUCGAAACCAAAGCGUAAUAGAGUUGGUAAAAUUAUAAGCCCAGCGCCAUUUCAAGGAUGGCAUGCAUCUGGCACAGUUUCCCGAGUCGAGCCUAGUCAAAGGUGGUUUGGAAAUUCGCGUGUCGUUUCUCAGAAUGCUCUUCAAAAGUUCCAAAGUGAACUAGGAACAGCGAUGAAAGAUCCGUAUCAGGUUGUGAUGAAACAGACCAGAUUGCCUGUUACUUUGCUACAACAAAAAGCUGCUAAUGCCAGGGUACAUCUGCUCGAUACAGAGAGUUUCCAAAAUGUGUUUGGACCAAAGAAAAUUAGAAAGCGACCUAAUUUGCCCAUUACAACGUAUGAUGAUAUGCAGGCUCACGUUAAGGAGAAGGAGGAAAAAUAUAACUCUGAGAAAGACACUAAAGAUCAUGAUUUGAUCAGACCAGAUGAUGGGACACGAGAUGCACAGAGAGACUGGGUCAUGGCUGCAGGUCAAAGUAGAAGAAUUUGGAAUGAACUGUACAAAGUAAUCGACUCAUCCGAUGUUGUUAUUCAAGUUUUGGAUGCCAGAGAUCCGAUGGGAACUCGAUCUCCACCUGUAGAAAAAUAUCUAAAAACUGAAAAGACCCAUAAACAUUUAAUUUUCAUAUUGAACAAGGUCGACUUGGUACCAACUUGGGUCACACAGAGAUGGGUGGCAAUAUUAAGUGCCGAGCAUCCAACCCUUGCUUUUCAUGCCUCGUUAACCCAUCCGUUUGGAAAGGGUUCGUUGAUUAAUCUCCUACGUCAGUUUGCAAAGCUGCAUGGAGAUAAGAAACAAAUCAGUGUUGGCUUCAUAGGCUACCCAAAUACAGGCAAAAGUUCUAUCAUAAAUACUCUGAGAUCUAAGAAAGUCUGCAAAGUUGCACCGAUUGCCGGAGAAACCAAGGUAUGGCAAUACAUCACGCUGAUGCGGCGCAUAUACCUCAUCGAUUGUCCUGGUGUUGUUUAUCCUUCCGCUGAAACGGAUACGGAGAAAGUUCUGAAAGGCGUUGUUAGGGUUGAACUCAUUACCAACCCCGAAGACUACAUAUCGUGUGUAUUGGAACGAGUGAAACCUGAAUAUAUGCGUAAGACUUACAAACUUGAUGGAUGGACAGAUCAUAUAGACUUCUUGGAAAAACUAGCACGUCGGACUGGUAAACUGUUAAAAGGUGGAGAACCUGAUGUAGCAAUAGUAGCACGAAUGGUUCUUAACGACUGGCAGCGUGGAAAGCUUCCGUUCUUUGUUCCACCUGUGGGAUUUGAAAAUCCAUUACCUAGAAAGGCAAUGGAAGAGACGCCUGUUGCUGAUAUAUCGAAUGAAACAAACGAAGAUGUUACUUCUGAUAAAAAUGAGGAAACUGAAAAUGAGGCAGUGAAAGAACCUGCCAAAUUAUUACUCAAUGUUGUCCAAGAUUACAGGAAGAUCAGAAUUGGUUUGACAUUUUCAAGCGAAGACAACAAAGAUGUUUUUGCUGAUGACACUGGAACUAUUCAGGACGAUGAUCAGGAUAAUAAUACAAGUUCAGUCAUUUCUGCCAAUGACUCCCAGCCGCCUAGCGAAUCUGAAAUAGAAGAAGAAGAAGAAGAAAAAGAAGAUAAUGGUGAGGAAGGGUCGUUACACCAAGAGAAGAAUGACGUGGAAAAGUCUGAAAGUAAAAAAUACAAAACGUCAGCAAAUGCUAAAGGAGCGAAUGCUUCAUUAAACAAUGAUAAGACGUAUUUUGGACCUGAGAAAGAUAGCUUGAUGCAAAGUGCCUUCGAUGUUGUAGAAGAAGAGUACGAUUCUAGUGACAGUGAAGUGGGGCAGCUUAAGACGACGUCCAGCAGCGGUACAUUCAGCAUCUCUGAUGAACCAAAGAAAAAAGGAAAAACAGACCCGAAUGAAAAGAAAUUGACUAGUAAGCAAAGAAGAGCUAUAGAGAGAUCAAACAAAAGAAAGAAAAUAGGAAGCGACUUCUACGAAGUCACAAAUGUAAAGAACAGAAAUAGAAACAGAAAAGUUCCGAAGACAAGAUAAACCCAGGACUUUGUAAUCUGAUACAGUUUCAGCUAUUGCCCGGUUGAUAGUAAGUUUGCUACACCAACGUUAUUCCCGUAAUACUGAUCGAAUAAAAAGUGUAAAUAC
Diprion similis is the source of this 2445-nucleotide messenger RNA. RefSeq names its product nucleolar GTP-binding protein 2 (gene Ns2). Lineage: Eukaryota; Metazoa; Arthropoda; Insecta; Hymenoptera; Diprionidae. The coding region runs from base 163 to 2337 and encodes 724 amino acids. The transcript is spliced from 2 exons. Gene Ontology annotation, cellular component: nucleolus. The record is from RefSeq and is a predicted model, not a curated record. Gene Ontology annotation, molecular function: GTP binding.